AUGAUUAAGAUUGAACAAAUGAAACAAUGUAAUGGGAUAAAGGAGGAAGAAAUAACUAUUCAUAUAGGAAUAUGUCUGAAAGCGAACAUGUCAGAAAGUGUAGAGCAUUGUUCUUCUUCUGUCACUACUGAAGAUAGCAAUGUAAGAAUUUUCAAAACACCUACUCAGCCUUUGCUUCCUAAAAUAUAUUAUAAUUCUAGAGGUGAUAAAGAGUAUAUGCCAUGUUGUUCUUCUGAAAACAAACCUUUUCUUGGUAUGAUAUUUGAUUCUCUUCAAGAUGGUAUUGCCUUUUAUUACAAAUAUGCUAAUGAGCGUGGAUUUAAAGUCCGUUCUAGUACUACUAAAUCACAAAAGAAUAAGGAUGAUCCUACUGGUAAAGGAGUUACUUUAAUAAAAUAUUUAUUAUGUAGCAAAGAAGGGUAUGUGACAAAUAACAAGAAAUCUGGUAAACAAGUUGAAGGUGCUUGUUUAAAGAGAAAGACUAUGAAGAGAGUUGGUUGUCCUGCUAAGAUAAAAUUUAGGUUUUGUAAUGAUGGGAAGUAUAUGGUGUAUUGUUUUUAUGAAUCUCAUUCUCAUCCUUUUUCUACACCUAUUACUAGGCAAGUUACUAAACAUGAAUUUGGUUUAAAUUUUGCUCAUAAGAAGUUCAUUUUUGACAAUUCAAAGUUAAAUAUAGGGGUUGUUAUGUCUUAUAGGAUCAUGAAAGAACUUUGUGGUGGGUUUCAAAAUGUCAGGGGCAGUAAAAAUGAUUUCAAAAAUUUUUCUAGGGACUUGAAAGUUUAUAUCUCUAAUGCUGAUGGUGCGAUGUUUGUUCAGAACCUUGAACAAAAAGUGAAAACCAGUAAAGGGGGUUAUUUUUUUGAUUACUGUGUUGAUGAAAGUAAGCAUUUGACCCGUGUCUUUGGGUUGAUGCUCUUGAGAUGUGUUACAUUUUGUGCUGCUCUAUUAUCUAAAGAAGACAUAGAUUCGUUUGUUUGGCUAUUUCAAACUUUUUUGAAGUGUAUGGGAAGAGAACCUUCUUGUAUUAUCACUGAUCAAGAUCCUACAAUAGGUAUUGCCAUAAAAAAGCUAAGUGCAGUAGUUUGGGAUAGAGAGAUUGAUCUUCAUGUAUUUGUUGAUGGCUGGAAUAGUGUUAUGGAGGAGUGUAACCUUGUUGAUCAUGAGUGGUUUGCAUACAUGUUCAAGAUUAAACAUAUUUGGAUUCCUGCAUAUUUUAGGGACUUAUUUAUGGGUGGGUUACUGCGUUCUACAUCUAGGUCUGAAGGUGAAAAUAGUUUCUUUUGUAACUUUACAAACCCUCAUGUGACUUGUGUUGAAUUCUUUGUUCGUUAUGAAACUGCGCUUGAUACUCAAAGGCAUGAACAGGAUGAGUUGUACAGGCUUAAUAAACUUGAGCCUCAAUUGAUUACUAAUUUACACUUGGAAAAGCAUGCUGCUGAUAUUUAUACUCGUGCCAUAUUUUAUGAUUUUCAAGAAGAAUGUCAGGGAUCCUGUUUUUUAUGUGGAGUUGAAAGUUGUAGUUCUUUGUAUGGAGACGGUGUGAAGUUUUCUGUUAUUGUUGAUCAUGAGAAAAGGAAAAAUUUUGUUGUUAAUUUUGAUUUGGCAACAUAUGAGUCAAGUUGUACUUGUAGAAUGUUUGAGAGUCAAGGUGUUUUAUGUAGACACAUUUUGUUUGUUAUGAAAGGCAAGUGUGUACGUGAAAUUCCUGAUGCUUACAUCUUGAAUCGUUGGAGAAAAGAUGCAUUGAAGAAAGCUUCUGUCAUAGAUGUUGCUUUAGAUGAUGCUUCUAAGUAUGAUAAGAAGAAGCAAUUGGUCAGUGAUGUAUGGUCCAAGAUUUUUAGUUGUGUCAGUUUAACUGAUCAAUCUGAGGAUGAUUUAUCAGAGCUUAUUAAGACAUUAUCUUCAUUUGAGGAGCAGAUGAUAUCAAAGAAUAAUCCUGAAAAUGCACCUAGUUCAAAAGAGGUGAAAGAUGCUGAUAUUCAGGUUUUGGUUGGGUCAAAUAAAGUUGAUGUAAAUGCCUUGCCUCAAAAUCAGUGUCUUAAUAAGGGUUCUGCCAGAAGUUCAAAGAGUUUGAAGAGUGCAAAAGAAAUAGCUACUAAAGCAAAAUCUAAAAAAGGCAGAACUUGUAUAGCUUGUGGGAAAUCUGGUGUUUCCCAUGACAGUAGAAACUGUCCAAACAAGUAG
This is a messenger RNA of Chenopodium quinoa (quinoa), 2184 nucleotides long. Its product is annotated as protein FAR1-RELATED SEQUENCE 5-like. Gene Ontology annotation, molecular function: zinc ion binding. The record is from RefSeq and is a predicted model, not a curated record. NCBI's taxonomy places the organism in Eukaryota, Viridiplantae, Streptophyta, Magnoliopsida, Caryophyllales, Amaranthaceae. The transcript has 5 exons. The coding region runs from base 1 to 2184 and encodes 727 amino acids. Gene Ontology annotation, biological process: regulation of DNA-templated transcription.